ACCAAACUACUCGUACUCGUAGCUUUCUUUCUCUUUCACGACUCAAUCAGACAGAAGUCACCCUUGUCUUUCUCUCCUUCCAAGAACCUUCCGCUCUCUCUCCGUCUUCAGGCUCUUCUCAUCCUCUUCCCGUACUCGAUUUUCUCUCGCUUCCAUUUCCUUCCUCUCCCCUAAUUGUACUCCUCCAUUUCCCUCCCCCACCACCAUGGGAUGGGGCUGCCCUCUUUCUUGCAGAAACAACCCCCACCGUAACAAUUAACAACCCCCCAUCCACCCUGACCCGCCCAAUAAACAAUUAUACCAGUUGCUAAAACACGAACCCCGCCCCCUCCCCUUCUUUCGUCCCAAGCUUUUCUUUUGCUAGAAAAAUUUUAGUACUGCUACUUUCUAGUCCCAGAUUUUAUUUUGUAUUUUUCUCUGGGUUUUCCUUUUUUUCUUUUUAGGGGGUUCGUUUAUAGAAAUUCCAUUUCAUUUUUGUCAUCAAUCAAUAACCUAGACAUCUAUAUCUUCAACGAAAGACAACCCAAAACAAACACGGGUGAGGGAAUUUAUUCCGGACCAAUUGAAAACUGGGGGUGGGGGGGCAGUAUCCGUCCGUCCGUCCGUCCGUUUGUUUAUUGAUACAGUGCUAGUUUUUCCUUCUUUUUUUUUUGGGGUGGAGAUUUUUUGGAAGGUGGUUUAGAUAAUCCGUCGGUCGGUCGGUCAAAUCAAUCCAAACACCCCUAGAGGAGAGCUAAUCAUGCGACCGAUUCAACCAUCGCCGCCAGCCGCCUCCUCCGCGGCUACCCCUCCCUCUUCCUCCUCCUCCUCCUCCCCCGCAUCAAAUCGCAACCGCUCGCGGCGGCGCCCCGACCUUACUCUUCCGCUUCCCCAGCGAGACCCCAAGUUAGCUGUCCCCCUUCCCCUCCCGCCCACCUCCGCCCCAUCCUCCUCCUCCACCUCCUCCUCCUGUUUUUCCCCUCCCCUAAACUUCUCCCAGCUGGAGAGGAUCAAUCGCAUCGGCAGCGGCAGCGGCGGCACCGUCUACAAAGUCCUCCACCGUCCCACCAGCAAACUCUACGCCCUCAAGGUCAUCUAUGGCUACCUCGAUGACUCUGUCCGCCUCCAGAUCUGCCGCGAGAUCGAGAUCCUCCGCGACGUCGACAACCCCAACGUGGUUAGAUGCCACGACAUGAACGACCUCAACGGUGAAAUCCAAGUCCUCCUCGAGUACAUGGACAAGGGCUCCCUCGAGGGGAUCCACAUCCCCCACGAGCCCUCCCUUUCCGAUCUCACUCGCCAGAUUCUCUCCGGCUUGUACUAUCUCCACAAGCGUAAGAUCGUUCACCGGGAUAUUAAACCCUCCAACCUCCUCAUCAACUCCAAGAGGACCGUUAAAAUCGCCGACUUCGGCGUCUCCAGAAUCCUAGCCCAGACUAUGGAUCCCUGCAAUUCCUCCGUCGGCACUAUUGCUUACAUGAGUCCCGAGAGAAUCAACACCGAUCUGAAUCAUGGCAAGUACGACGGCUAUGCGGGUGACAUAUGGAGCUUGGGCGUCAGCAUACUGGAAUUCUAUUUGGGAAGGUUUCCGUUUGCGGUCGGCAGGCAAGGUGAUUGGGCCACCCUCAUGUGCGCCAUUUGUAUGUCGGACCCUCCGGAGGUGCCGCAGACGGCGUCCAGAGAGUUUAGGGAUUUUAUUGCUUCUUGUCUCCAGAGGGACCCUGCUAAGCGGUGGACCGCCGCGCAGUUGUUGCGCCAUCCUUUCAUCCUCCAGUACAGUUCUCCCAGCUCCUCCUUGGCUAGUGCUAGCUCCGCCAAUAAUCAAACCCAGGUGCUUCAUCAGACCCACCAAUUAUUGCCUCCUCCACGUCCGCAUUUUUCUUCUUCUUGAUUUUUCUUGCCAGCCCCUGGGAAGAAAAGAAAAGUUUUUUUUUUUUAAUUUUUCCCCCCCCCCCCCCGCUCUCUCUCUCUCUCUUUUAUUUGCGAGUUUCAUUGUGUAAGUUUAUUUUCAUGAAAUGGAGAAAAUUACUGUUGGCCGAUGUGAUGGAAUGGAUAGUGGAUGAUGUAUUUUAGGCAAAAAGAGAAGGAAUAGAAAUUUGGCGAAAUGGGCAAAGUUUUAAUUUGAAAGGUUGUGUUUAGCUUAUGGUUCAGUAUCAAUCAUUCAAAUUUGCCUUUUGAUGAUGUUUUGCCAUAAGGGGAAAAUCUUUACUUUCGAGAUUAGCUUGAGCUUGCUGCUGUUCUAGUUCUUCUCAUUUGAGUAAGCAAUUUGAUGAUCCAUUGUAUUCCAGCGCUGCUGGAUGGAUACUUUUGGUACAUGGCAUUUUGUGUGUCAAUUGUGAGCACGAAUGAUUGAUGUGUAAAGUGGCAAAUAAUUCUGUACCGGGAAUCUUAGCUUGAGAAAAGAAUGGCAAGGUUGAUUCCUGUAGUUUGAUAAUUGUAGCUGGAAAUUGGUAUAUUUUUAUCAGUUUGACUUAGAACAGUCAGUUUCAAGUCCUAUGUUGGGGCUAUGUUUGCAUGCAUAGCCCGGGAUUAGGUAGUGCAGAGCAUUGCUUGAGUUAGGUUUCAUUUGCCUUUUGAGAAUAUCUUGUAUGUGAAUGCGGAAGAACCUAUUACUUGGUGGUGGUGUAUCAAUUUCUCUUUUUAAGGGAGGACAAUUCCAAUAACGUGAAAAGUGAGACCUUUUUUUUUUGUUUCCCAGACACGUGCAAAUUAGCUUUCCAUUCCCCCCCCCCCCUUUUUUAGUUUCCUAGUGAGAUCAGUGCAUGUUCAUAAUGCCUUUCCUUUACUUCUUAUAGUUUUCAUUUAUUGGUGACACAAAUUUUGUCUUCAAUUGUUGUUGUUUUGUAAUUCAUGCACUGGGAAGCUGGAUUACUCUUUUGGGUUUGGCAAGACUGGCUUCUUAAAAGUAGUCAUUUUAGUUCAAUUACUUGGUACUACUAUACUAGCAUCUGCUGGGACAUUCUUAAAUUAGGAUUGCAAUAUGGAUCUUCAAAUCAAGGUUCUUCUUUUUCUUUCUUGCGUUUAAGGCUGUUCUACUUCUUCUGUUAUUUUUCUUCUGGGAGGGAAGGAGGAAGGUGGGUAUUUUUUUCGAUUUUUGAAUGGGGAGGGGGAGUUUCCAACAGUUUUCUGGUCUAGGGACCAGGAAAAGUCAUUUGGCCUUGGUUGGUGGGGAAUUGCUCAUAGAAACUAAAGUUGAACUGUUCUUCUGCCGUGAUAAGCAGUAGUAUAUGUUAUGAAAUUUUAGUGGGGAAUAGGGGAUCCCUUGUUUUAAGUUUAAUAAAAAAAAAAAAAAAAAAAAGAUUCUCUUUGGGCAUUAAUUAUGUAACGGGACAAAAUGAAAGGGGCAGGUAAAUGCCUAGCAGGUGAUUAAUGAAAGUUUUGAGAUUGCCGGAUUGUGUCCCUUGGAUGAAUGACCAAUUCAACGAGACCAAGACUGGAGGCAGGGCAGCGUCAGACGUCCAUGAGCAGAAUAAGAGGGUAAAACUCAUUGAUGGAGGUGCAGUGGCCCAACCAAUCAGAGAGAGAAAGCAUUCUAGCCUGCUGGGAGCCGGUUCUGGGUCAACGUCGACAAAGAUUCCUGCGUCAACAUUAUGUAAAAGUGACUUCUAAACAGUGGGAAAAAAUUUUCGGUCAAAUUUUUUAUCUACUA
Coffea arabica (coffee) is the source of this 3628-nucleotide messenger RNA. RefSeq names its product mitogen-activated protein kinase kinase 5-like. Gene Ontology annotation, cellular component: cytoplasm. Gene Ontology annotation, biological process: protein phosphorylation. NCBI's taxonomy places the organism in Eukaryota, Viridiplantae, Streptophyta, Magnoliopsida, Gentianales, Rubiaceae. Gene Ontology annotation, molecular function: ATP binding; protein serine/threonine kinase activity. The record is from RefSeq and is a predicted model, not a curated record.